ACUAAUAUUUGGAGAGAGGAAAACCAAGAGAUCAUGAGAGAGAGAAAGUAGAGAGAGGAGGCAGGGCGGGAGCGAGUGGCAAACAAGAAACACCGGGCACCAGGGAGGAUCACUUCUUACUACUUCUAUCAGUUUCCUGAUUCUCAUGGGGAGAAAGAUAUGUGGGGGAUUGUUCAGAGAUGGGGUAGAGUGUGAGAAAUUUUCAUUCCUUUGAAGAGGGAUAGAGCAGGGUUCAGGUUUGGCUUCGUAAGGUUCCUUGAUGUUAGGGAACCUAGAAGCCUGGAUAUGAAGCUAGACCAGAUUUACAUUGGUGAGGUGAAACUUUUUGUCAAUCCACCACGUUUCAGUAAAUAUGACUCAGGCUUCAUGCAUGAGAAAUAUGCUAUCAGAAAGGGGGCCACAGAAGGAACUUCCUUCGUCGGUGCUAGAAAAGUUGAGGGCUUCUAACUAAAAGAACCUACAAACAAGUUCUGGAGUCAGGCUCGGGUUCGAUAGGAAAAGAAUAGCUAGUGGCUGAGGCUAAAAAGUCCCGAAAGCUCUGGAGAAUUAAGGCAACAUGGUUCUCUGUGCAUGAGGAAGUCCUACUUCAGGAAGGGAAGGUUGAGACGUGAUUGUAGAGGAGUUUAGUGGGACUUGGAGAAAAUUGACUCUCUACAAGACUACUUCUUUCUAGAAGGCUUUAAAUCUAGUUAAGUGAGAUAAGUGGGAGAUAACUGGGUUCUUCUCUCCAGUGAGGAAAAUGCUCCCCUGCCAGAAAUCCUUAAAGAGGCAAAGGAGUGGAAGGAAGAGGUUUUUGAAGACGUUCGUCCCUGAAGUCCUUUCUUGUUCCCAUCUCUAGGAUCACCUAGAUACGAUGUGAAGGGCUACCCUUUCAUAUGUGGAGUUAGGACAGUUUUCAACAAUUAGUGUCAAAGUUUGGAACUUUAGUGGUCAUUGAUGAGGAUACUAUUUCUUUUAACAGAUUCUCCUGGGCAAGGCUAAGAGUCAGAACAACCUCUGAUGAUAAGAUUUCCCUUUUUAAAACAAUAUCUUGAAAUGCUCUUUUUUCAAGAUAAUAUUUUUUUGAAGAAGCUUGCUCUGCUAUGGGAACAAGUUGAUAAUAUUUAAGCCAGAGGAAGAAGAGGAUUCAGAUUAUGGGAGUUGGGCCCAGAAAGGGAUGGAGUUGGAUCCUAGUGUUUCCGAUGAGGAUUCAGAGGAAUGGAUUAGCGGCGCCGGAGUACAGAACGAGCCUUGGUCGAAGUUGGUAAGCGCUGAUGACGUAAUCAUGCAACAAAUCGAUGGAGAUGGUACAAAGGAAUUAAUGGCAAAACAUACAACACUACCUACGACUCUAGAUGUGUCCGACAGCCACCAACCCUUGUGUCAGUGUUUGGCUGAUUUUGUAAAGGUUUUUGGUAAGGUGGAUUCGAGGCAAAUCAAUAGAGUUGACCUUAUCCCCUUUAAGGUAGGAGCCAAUGACAAUUCUUCGGAGGUGGGCACCCGCUAGUCUCCUUGUGGGGAGACCGCAGGCCUUGCACGUGAGCCCCUUGUUGAUGCAAACCCAAUUCAAGUGCCUUCUGUUCUUGGGCCAGAACUCUUGGUGUCUACUGGUCCUUUUACACAACCUGGAGCGGCCCAUCUUGCUUUAUGCUCUACUGAUAGUCCAGAGCCUUCAGUGGUGGGUGAAAUAUAGGAUCCUGACCUCUACCUGUUGAGCAAACAUAAGCCAAUAGAUUCUUCAGUGGUUCAAACGAAAGCUAUAACGAGUAGAGAGAAAUGAUAUGUUCGAGAUGCAGAUAAGGUUCUCCGAGCAGGUGAUUAAAAGCAUGUAGAAGGACUUACUCGUGAGGAUGGCACUGGUGAUGAUUCCUCGGUUGUCUUGGGGACAAAGGCAAGGCAUGUUGCGUAUCUACCGGCGACGGAAGGGAGUGCCAACCCAGGAAGCCAAUUCGUGGAGGAUUUUGCAAUUCUAAUGGGGAAACCAGGUGUCCUGCAAUUCAACCUUCAAGUGUGUCUGAUUCCUCUAUGAGUGGGUCUCGAGGAGCUGUUAGGAGUGCUACACAUAGGAAACAUGUCCGUCAUUUUUUGCAUUCCUAUAGUAACUGUUUACCAGAUUCUGGAAUUCGUAACUGUUUCCCAGAUUCUGGAAUUCGUAACUGUAACAACUUGUCCUGGCUGAGAGACGAGCUUAAGGAAGCAACCAAACUCGAGGAGUUAGGUAAAUCUUUGGGCAUGAACCUGCAAGGCUGUGAAGAGAAUUUAAUGAAAGAGCUGAUGGAUUUAGAAAAGAGAGACAUUGUUGAAUAUGCCAAGAAAUCAGACCAAGGUCGAGGAGGGAGAUAAUCUAGUGAACUAUGAAGAUUCUAAGCUUCAAUGUGAGGGGUUUGGGGGAAGGGCGAAAAGAAGGGCGGUCAAGAGUUUAGUCACUUUUGAGGAUGUGGAUAUGCUGCCAGUCCAAGAAACAAAUUCUAAUUGGGUCAAUAACUCUUUUUGUAUGUUAAUUUGGGGAGAUGAUGGGAUGGAGUGAAGGGAAAUUGUGGUGGUGAAUAAAGUAGGGGGAAUUAUCAGUGUUUGGAAGGGCAAUGUUUUCACUGUAGAAGAAGUUUUCUCUUGUGACGAGUUCCUUCGGCUUAGGGGCAAGUGGAAGGGUAUCUCUUGCUUCAUAGUGAAUGUGUAUUCUCCUUCUGCAAUAGGAGAGAAGAUGCGAUUAUGGGGAGAUUUUGAAAUUGAGGUUUGGGGAUCAUAUUUGGUGCCUAGCGAGGGAUUUUAAUGCCAUUAGAAGCUUGAAGGAAAAGAAGGGGGUUCAAUCAGAAUGGGGGAAUGUAGCAUGGGUGAAGUGGGAGAGAGUGUGUAGACCAAAGGGGAAAGGGGGUUAGGCAUUAAAGAUGUGGAAGUGUUCACCAAAGCCCUGCUAGCUAAAUGGAGGUGGUGGUUUUUGAAGGAACAAGGAAGAUUGUGGGCUAGAGUUCUAAACUCUAAGUAUGGGUGUUUUGACCGGAGUUAUGAGAUGAGGAUUACGGGUAGGGAGUUCACAUGGUGGUGGGAUCUCUAUAACAUCUAUAAUGGGGGAGGGGGAUUGGCUCGAUCAUAAUGUUAGACGUAGAGUGGGGGAAGGAGUAAAUAAACUUUUUUGGCAUGAUAAGUGGGGAAGGAAGAUGAACCCCUGAAGAAUUGCUUUAAAAGACUCUUUGAUGUGUCUGACCAACAAUCUAACACAAUUAGAGACAUGGAGGAGUGGGUUGAGGGGGUUUGGAUUUGGAGGCUUCAUUGGAGGGUAUAGUUGUUUGUUUGGGAGAAUUAGUGGCUGGAGAAGUUGAUGCAAGCUUUGCCCAACUCGCUACCAAAACAUGGUAUUAGUGAUCUGUGGCGUUGGGGGACUCUUCAGACGGUUCUUUCACAGUUAAAUCUGCCUAUGAAGUCCAAUGUGAUCAAAGGUCUUUGGGUAGUUGUGAGGUGUUUGAGAAGCUCUAGAAAAUUGCUGCACCAGCCAAUGUGUUAGCAUUCAUUUGGCGGGUCUUAGUGGGUCUGAUUCAAACAAAAUUUAAUCUUAUGAAGAGAAACAUCAUUUCUGUGGGGCUUGAUUGCAUUUGUGCUUUGUGCCAAGACAAAAUAGAAAGUAUAAACCAUUUCCUCUUUUCUUGUAAGUUUGCUUGGAAUUUUUGGUCGAAAUGCUACUGCAGGCUGGGGGUUCAUACAAGUUUUCAGGAGGAUGCUAACUCACAUUUUCUACAUGGACAUGUACGUGUUGGACAAUAAAUUCAAGGAAGGGUGGUGGACAGUUUGGGCUGCAACCAUAUGGUCCAUAUGGUUACAAAGAAAUGAUGUGAUCUUUAAUUCUGGGGCUAUUGAUGUGGAGAAGGUGAUGGACCUAAUUAUAUUCAGGUCUUGGAAAUGGUUGAAAUGUAAGAAGAAGAAUUUCAUAUACUCCUCCUGAGAUUGGUCUUUGAAUCCACACAUUUGCUUGGCAGUGGGCGUUAAUUGGAACUAACAGAUGGGGGAAUCUUCUUUUGGGUUUGCUACUCUCGUGACCAUGCUCUUGUUGAUGUUGGUUUCCGUUUUGCUGCUACGUGCCUAACUCAAACAGCCUAUAUCAGUUGUUAUGGAAGCACAAUUUCAAGGGUGGUUUUGGCUUGGAAUUUGGUACUUGAAUUUCCCUGGCUUCGUUGGUGUUUUGGUCCUUGUGUCGGUUGUGACCUUGGAGUUAUUGAUUUUUUCAUCCUAGUUGCCUUUUGCCCCUCGCGUGUCUACUGCUGAGGCUUUUCUUUGGGCUGCUCUGAUGCUUCUUUUUUCCUUAUGUUCUGUUUUUAUGUUUCUCUCCCCGUUUCUUUGGGCUUCUCUGAUGCUUCUUUUUUCCUUUUUUGUUCUGUUUCUAUGUUUCUCUGCCUGUAUCUUUGUACUGAGGGUUGUGACAUCCCUUUAAGUGCUGUACUAUUCUUUAAUUUAUUUUGACAAUCCAAAAAAAAAAUCUAAAAAUAAUGCGUGCGUGUGAAUUUUUUUUAUGUUAGUUAUACAAAUAUUCUUCAAUAUACCCUUUACCCUACAUCAGCUGUGAUUCAAACUAUUUAAAAGAUCAUUAAUUUAGAUUAGUAAGAGGUUUGGGAGAAUAUGAAAUUGGUACCUAAGGUUUUGCAAUGCAUUGUACUCUACAUAAAAAGCACACGUAUCAUAUAAAUUAUACUAUAAAGUCAUUAUUAAACUUAAUUUUCUUUAUUGUUGAAGGUGGUGCUUCUUCAAAAGACGCAGCCAACAUCAUUGGUGAAAGUAAUUUUGGAGAAGUAACAUCUACUCCAUCAAAAGGGACUACAAGACGGGGAAAAUCAAAAGCUAGACCAAAAUCUGUUAAAAGUGGAGUCAAAGCAAAUAAAAGGCCUAAACAAGGACAGGCUAGCCCAUUUUACAAGCCAACCAAGCCUCGCCAUUUCAUUGGUUACAUUAUUUGCAAGGAAUAUAAUGGAGUAAGAUUUUUGGGAACUGUUGCUUCCUACAGCCCCAAAAAGAAACUGCUGAAAAUUGAGUACGAAGAUGGCAGGGCAGAAUAUUUGAAGCAAAAUGAGGUUGUGAAAUAUACGGCAACGGAUGAAGAUAUAGAAGAGGGUAAAAAAAGAUGUCCAUCAAGGCAGAAGAAAAGGGGAAAAAUCAGGAAAGGCUCAAUAGUAUGAAGACAUCUAUGCAAAUGGAGGAAGAAACCUAGCUUCUUAGAAGCAUUUAUAUCCUAAAACUUCCAUUCGAUGAUUGUCUAUGUGUAAGCUAUCCUUAAUCGCUGUAUGUUGUAGUUUGCCUCAAAUGAUGGCAAAAACUUGGUAAACUGGUGCUACUUUCCAAGACUUGAUUUAAAAUUGUUAUGGAACUUAGAUUUCUUUAUACUUGUGCUUAUGGUGGGAGUUGACUUUCAAGGAAGUUAAGGCUUGUAUUAAUUAAGCAUAUAUCAUUUGAAGGAUUGGACUCAGAAUGUAAGACUUGUGAUUAAGUA
Messenger RNA from Lotus japonicus, 5449 nucleotides. RefSeq lists its product as uncharacterized. The transcript has 4 exons. The record is from RefSeq and is a predicted model, not a curated record. Bases 4611 to 5138 code for a protein of 175 amino acids. NCBI's taxonomy places the organism in Eukaryota, Viridiplantae, Streptophyta, Magnoliopsida, Fabales, Fabaceae.